AUGUCUAAUAACAAUUCUGCCUCUUCCUCUCCUAAAUCUCUCUUCUGUAUUGAUUCUCCUGACCUUAUGGAUCCAUCUUUGGAUUCUCAUCAACCUAUUUCCUCUGACAGUGCCGAGAUUAUUAAUAAUAGUCUUGCUCAUGUGGAAAGUGAACUCCGUUAUAUUCGUUCCUACUUUUUCACUAUUUCUACUAUUAGCAGUAGUGACUGUCAGCUUGAAGAGGCUCGUCAAAAAAUUAAAAAUUUAGAAGCUGCUAAAAAUGAACGUGAUUUUUUCGAUGGUCUUCAAGAUUUCUUUUAA
Acaulospora morrowiae is the source of this 300-nucleotide messenger RNA. The record is from the annotation of a GenBank genome assembly. Lineage: Eukaryota; Fungi; Glomeromycota; Glomeromycetes; Diversisporales; Acaulosporaceae.